This is a messenger RNA of Portunus trituberculatus (swimming crab), 2403 nucleotides long. RefSeq lists its product as uncharacterized. The transcript has 11 exons. NCBI's taxonomy places the organism in Eukaryota, Metazoa, Arthropoda, Malacostraca, Decapoda, Portunidae. Gene Ontology annotation, molecular function: glutamate-gated receptor activity. The record is from RefSeq and is a predicted model, not a curated record. Gene Ontology annotation, cellular component: membrane. The coding region runs from base 12 to 2132 and encodes 706 amino acids.
UAUCCAGUACCAUGAUGAGAGUGACAUGUGUGAGGCUGUUGCUUCUUCUGAGUGUCGCCAGUGAAGGCAGCGGGGUGCUACAAAUAGCAAAGCAUGCAUGUGGCUGGAGGAACUUGGUGGUGCGGGGCGCUGGCCAGGUGGUGGAAAGCUACCUGGCUCAGUGCCACCUGGUUCUGGCCUCUUCUGGUCCCUCACCUGUCCUAGCGGACUUGCUCAGGAUAACCUCUGGUACAGGAGUGGUGGUGACUGUGAUGGAAGUUCCUCCCUAUGGGGACGUGAUGAAUGGCAAGACAGGGAGCGAGGAGAACCACCACCACGCCACGAGUGUUGCGGUCUCCGCCCUUCACCGCGGCCUGCACGAGUCUGACAAUGCUGCGUGUCGAGUGUUCAUCCUGGACCACACGGACGGCAAUGCCUCGGCGGCUGUCUGUAUUGCAAUGAAUGCACAAUGCUGUGCAUAUAUGUGUGCAUGCACGCACAGGCUGCUGCGGCAGCGUGGGCUGUGGCUGCGGCCGAAGAUCCGCGUGCUGGUGCUGGGAAACACAAGUAACGUGGACGUGAUCCUGCAGCACUCAGCGCUGCGCAACACCCACCACGCCCUGUACAUCACAGCUGCCACACCCGCCGCGACACACGCACACUGGAUGGCAGCAGAGCUUCCUGGUCCUGGACUGUGCGGGGCUGUCAAGAUGUACCAGCGAUGUCUGCACUGCGGCAGCGUUCAGCCAUCAGUGCACCUCGUGCACCACUGGACCCUCGCAGGCGGUCUUCCCGAAAACCUCACCUUUUUUCAAGAUCGUGUCCGGCUGGCGGGACGCACGCUGAGGGUUGUGGCUAAGAACUACUUUCCCUACUUCCGCUACGAGCGUGUGAGUGACGAGCCUGGCACUCUGGUACUACCCAGGGACUCCCUCAACACGAGGAUGAUAGCGGCCAUCGCCACUGCAUACAACUUCACGUAUGUGGUGCGGGAGCCCGAGGAUGGGGAGUGGGGCUUGCCAGCUGGCGGCGGCAACUGGACGGGACUCAUCGGCACGCUGCAGCACGAGAAGGCGGACUUCUCGGUGGAUCUCACUGUUACCCGCCAGAGAGCUGAAGUGGUAGAUUUUUCUGGCAUAUACAUUGAUGAGCCAGUAGCAAUAUUUUCGUCAAAACCGAAGCCUCUGCCUGAGUAUCUGUCGCUGGUCAGACCUCUGGAAGGAGAGGUUUGGGUGAGCGUGAUGGUCGGCGUCAUACUGUGGAGCACUUCUCUGUGGCUGAUGCAGAAGCUGGGCCAGAAAGUUGUGCACGGACGAAGCAGUGCAACCUUUGCCUCGUCUGUCUUCUAUGGGUGGGGUCUGCUGCUCGAGGAACACCCUUACCACCCUCCCGCCAACCCUUCUGGCCAGAUUCUCGUAGGGUUUUGGCUGAUCGUCUGCUUCAUAGUGACAACGGCGUACAGAUCGUCCCUGAUUUCCCACCUGGUGGUGCAGGACCUGUCAGAUGCGAUUGACAAUAUGAACAAUCUUAUUGAGAGAGGGAAUAGCGAGGGUUGGACCUGGGGAGUCAGAAGGAUGACUGGAUCACUCAAGUCAUACCUCAGCUCGAGUCAAGAUCCAGCAAUGCUUGAAGUGUACCACAAAAUGAGAUACUUCAUGGAAUUAUUUUCGUUUGGACAGACCGUAGGUAUUGCGGAUGGUUUGGAGAAAGUGGUGAGAGGAGGCUUCUCUUACAUAUUCAACUACUACUACAUCAAACCUGUCAUCGACACAGAGUACACUGACGGAAGAGGAUACAGUCCAAUAUAUUCCAGCAAGACCAUGUAUCCGCUUUUCUCUGGAAACGCUUGGGCAUUUCGUCCCGGCGCUCCCUUCCAAGAGGAUCUGAGCCGAGGGAUACAGAAUAUCUUGGAGGGAGGCUUGGUCGCCUUCUGGAUGGAUGACGUCAUCAGAGGCUAUGUGAGAGAGGAGGGGAAGAGAAGAGGGGAAGGCGGCACAGGAACACAGCAGCUUUCCUUCACCACGAGUGAAGACGAGGAAGCAGUGCUGCGGCUGACUCACAUGCAGGUGACAUUCUACACACUGCUCCUGGGCCACGCCGCCGCCUCAUUCGUCCACCUCGCCGAACACCUGCUGGCCUGCCGUCCGCUGUGACUCACCCUGCUCGCGCUGCACUCUGCUACACCGUGUGUUGCGCUACCAUAACAAGCUGUAGCUAUUCUAGAUGUGCACCUCUAGGAGUUAUUGAGAGAAGAUUCUCCAUCAAGAAUAAAAAAAUUACUAUAAUUCACCAGAACGAGAGGCUGCAAAACAUGCAUCAUCAAAAAACGAAAACUCAACUUUGCAUGGAUACUGAGGCUUUGGAGAAAACAAUAGAUAGAUAAACUGAUUGGAAAAACAUCACUACAUAUGUAUGCGUAUAGAA